This is a messenger RNA of Podarcis lilfordi (Lilford's wall lizard), 38781 nucleotides long. Lineage: Eukaryota; Metazoa; Chordata; Lepidosauria; Squamata; Lacertidae. The record is from the annotation of a GenBank genome assembly.
GCCGCUUCCCCCUCAGGCGCUUCGUCCCCGGGGCUGUUGCGCCGCCUUCGCCGCGCGCAAUCCGCCUCAGGCGGGCAGCACCGAGUCCGGAGCGGGCUGGCCUGACUUGGCGGGGAGCGGAGGCGCCCUGGCUGGGGCGUCGGCCCUCCUCCUCCUCCGGGAGCCGAAGCGACGAUGGAGCAGCAGCAGCAGCCGAACCACGAGCCGCACCGCCACCCGGCGCAGGAGCGCUCGCGCUCGCACACCGUCACCACCACCGCCAGCAGCUCCUUCACGGCCAACUGGUCGUCCGCUUCCAGCACGCUCGCCUACGACCGAGAGUUCCUCAGGACGCUGCCCGGGAUCCUCAUGGUGGCCGAGAUUGUAAGUAGCCCAAGCUGAGGAGGAGCAGCAGCAGCGCGUCUCGCUUGCUCCCGAGGAAACGCGCGUCGCGCAGGAGCUGCUGCCGCCGCCGCCGCCACAGCCCGCGCUCGCUGGGACCGAUCACAACCCGGACCUCCCCGUUUAUCCGGGAGGGAGCCCCACUGAGUUCAAUAGCGCUUACUUCCGAGUAGACACGGUUGCGAUUUCCGCUCUUCUUCUUGUCCGCACCCCCCUCGCCAGUGCAUUUCUCUCUCUCUCUCUCUUAAAAUAAUAAUUUUUAUUAGUUUUCCAAAUUUUAGCAAAUCUAUCCAAAUUAUUAAAUUUAAUACAUUUUUUUAAAAAAAAAAUUAUAAUUAGGUUUCCGCUCCUGUUACAAAUGCUUCCUGAUGUUGCCACUUCAUUCUUCUAGCCAGUGCAUCGCUCUUCCCCCGCCCGCAGGCAGAAGGGUUCAGUUCCCAGGGCAGGUGUAAAGUAGAAAAUGCAAUAAAAUCAAAUAUCUGAAGCCUCUCUCGCAUGGAAUUGGCUCUGCCCCCGGAGUGUUUUGGAACGGGAUGUGUUUAUCAAAUAAAGCUGGGGUGCAAGGAGAGAGAGAUCCAUCCCUGCACUCCUCUGGAACUUGGAAUAUUUCACAGAAUCUGAGUGGGAAGGGAUCUCUGAGGGUCAUCUAGUCCAACCCCCUGCAACGCAGGAAUCUUUUCGCCCAAUGUGGGGCUCAAACCCAUAACCCUGAGAUUAAGAGUUUCAUGCUCUGCCGACUGAGCUAUCCACGUGUGCGGCUUAUAGUGGAUGGGGGAAGAGAGAAGAAAAUGACUUUAUACAUGCUCAGAGGCACACCCAUUGCUUUAAAAGUGCCAAGACUUGAGCAUUGUAAGCUAGUCACAAACCCUGCACCAGUUAAUAAGAACUGAUUUGGAUAUAACUGAACAGAUGUAGCGCUCCUUUGGAGAUACCAUUUGCAACAUGGAAAUAGGAUACGACUCCCUGGGCGUUUCUUCAUUGUAACUCCAUGCUGUGAGCAACCUCCUAAAGGGUAGAAGAAAACAGGGGUGGGAGAAGGAGAGGGAGUCAUUCAUUAAGAUCAUUUUAACUGCUAAGGGACCUCAAUUCCUUUAUUUUGUUACGAGAGAUCUGGAAGAUACAGACUUCAAAUCUGCCAAAGAACGGUUUCCUCUCUCCAUUUCUGUUUCUUACCUGAGAUUUGCUCUCCACUGACUUCUUAACAUAUCUCUCCCAGCUUGUUGCAAAUUCAUUCGAGCCUGACAGAUCACUUGGACAGCAGAGAGUUAGACAAAGAACCUAUGCCCUAGAGUAGGGGGGGGGCUGCUUUUUCCCAGCUAUCUGAAUAAUAGGCUUUUUCGGAAGCUCCUUGGGGCCAUUUCCUCUGGUUGUUUUUUUGUGUUGUGUGUUGAAAUGGAGGCGCUAAAGUGGUUGUAGGCUGGACAGGUUAUUGUUGCCCUUAAUAGGUCACCUGAGGCGAGAUUAGAAUCCUGGAGUCAGGUGAAUCCUGAAUAACUCAAGCUGGGCUCAUUCACAACAGUCUUUUAUCUCCUGUAAGCACUUCAGUACCUAUGGUCAGAAUGUCAUUCUGUUAAGCCUUUGGUAGUGAAGAGGAAGACAGCUGCCCAGGAAUGUGCCUAACAGCAUAGAUAUCCGCUCCCAAGAAUGUGUGCUGUAGGAGAGCCCAGAGAUGGGAGCCCAGAGGUGCCUUGAACAACUCCCAUUAUCAAGGUGUGUAGUAUAGUAUUAUACUAUAAAAGGUGAAGGUAAAAGUACCCUUGCCCGUUAGGUCCAGUUGCGGACGACUCUGGGGUUGUGGUGCUCAUCUCGCUUUAUUGGCUGAGGGAGCCGGUGUACAGCUUCUGGGUCAUGUGGCAGCAUGACUAAGCCACUUCUGACGAACCAGAGCAGUGCACGGAAAUGCCGUUUACCUUCCCGCCAGAGUGGUACCUAUUUAUCUACUUGCACUUCGGGCUUUCAAACUGCUAGGUUGGCAGGAGCAGGGACCAAGCAACGGGAGCUCACCCCGUUGCGGGGAUUCGAACCGGCAAGCUUCUGAUUGGCAAGCCCUAGUCCAACCCCCUGCAACACAGGAAUCUUUUCGCCCAAUGUGGGACUCAAACCCAUAACCCUGAGAUUUAUAGUUUCAUGCUCAGCCGACUGAGCUAUCCACCCACCCGUGCCCCUUAUAUACCUUAUAUACUAUACUGUGGUCUAAUCCACUGAGCCCCUUGGGCUUGGCGAUUGGAAGGUCGGCGGUUCAAAUCCCCGCAUCGGGGUGAGCUCCCGUUACUUUGUCCCUGCUCCUGCCAACCUAGCAGUUUGAAAGCACACCUGUGCAAGUAGAUAAAUAGGUACUGCUGCAGUGAGAAGGUAAAUGGCAUUUCCGUGCACUCUGGUUUCUGUCACAAUGUCCUGUUGCACCAGAAGCGGUUUAGUCACACUGGCCACAUGACUCAGAAAGCUGUGGACAAACGCCGACUCCCUCGGCCUGAAAGCGAGAUGAGCGCCGCAACCCCAUAGUUGCCUUUGACUGGACAUAACCAUCCAGGAGUCUUUUACCUUUUACCUUAGUAUAGUAUAGUGAAUUGGAAGUAGACUACAGCAGCAGGUGUUUAUGUUACCCAUCUUUUCUUUAAUUUUUUUUUAAAGAAAAAUAUCUAUAUGCUGCCUUUCUGUACUGAGCAGGUAGCCUGAAGCACAACCCAACAAUAGAAAGGUUUUUAAAUUGUAAUACAGUGGUACCUUGGUUUACGAACUUAAUCUGUUCCGGAAGUCCAUUCUUAAACCAAGGCGUACUUUCCCAUAGCAGUGGGGGGCUCAGUUUACAAAUGGAACACACUCAACAUGUUCUGCUUCCAAGGCAAAGUUCACAAACCACAACGCCUACUUCUGGGUUUGCAGCGUUCUUAUUCCAAGUUGUUUAUAAACUAAGCUGUUCUUAAACUAAGGUACCACUGUACAGGCAACUCACCUUUGACGCGGGAGUUGCGUUCUGAGGCACCACAUAUUUUAAGUCAAAUUGCCUAUAAUACAGUGGUACCUCGGGUUAAGAACUUAAUUCGUUCUGGAGGUCUGUUCUUAACCUGAACUGUUCUUAACCUGGUUUUGUUUUGCAUUAAAGUACGGUAGUUGAGAGGGAUGCGGGUGGCGCUGUGGGUUAAACCACAGAGCCUAGGACUUGCCGAUCAGAAGGUCGGCGGUUCGAAUCCCCGCGACGGGGUGAGCUCCCAUUGUUCGGUCCCUGCUCCUGCCAACCUAGCAGUUUGAAAGCAUGUCAAAGUGCAAGUAGAUAAAUAGCUACCGCUCCAGCGGUAAGGUAAACGGCAUUUCCGUGUGCUGCUCUGGUUCACCAGAAGCGGCUUAGUCAUGCUGGCCACAUGACCCGGAAGCUGUAUGCAGGCUCCCUUGGCCAAUAAAGCGAGAUGAGCGCCGCAACCCCAGAGUCGGCCACGACUGGACCUAAUGGUCAGAGGUCCCUUUACCUUUACCUGUAGUUGGUGCAAAAGGUUGAAGCACAGUAUCUUUUUUGAGGACCAUGUUGAAGGCAGAAUAAUGUUUGGUUUGGUUUCAGCAUGCCUGAUGGCAUGGAAAAAGGGCUGCUUAAAGCCCAAUGUUUUAUUUCUUUAGAAUAAAUAAAGGCAUUCAAAUUUAUCUGCAAUGGUAUCAAGAAUGCUCCUGCAGGGGAAAUGUUACUUCAUGGGAACGCCGUGUGAGACUGAAGAUCUGCCCACAUAGAUCAAGGAGUAACUGUAACUGUUCUGUUUUGUUUUCGUCCUGGGCCUUUGUUGAACAGGUUAUUUACACAUUCAGAGCCUCUCUUCUAAAGCCUGUUCCAUAGUGUACUCAAGAGGUAGCUCUCUCUCUCUCCUGCCACACUUAUUAGCUGCCACGCCUUCAGUGCUGCGUUCUGCCAAAGUUCCUGAAAGUUAUUAGAGAGACUAGAGUGCUUUUUGUUCGAAUGCUUUCAACAUAUACUUCUGACAUCUCGCUACACAAAAUGGAAAUGUUCAGAAUAGCAGAAAAUGCUGUUAUUUGCAAACAGCGAUCCAUAAGCUAGUUAAGUCAGGCUGUGUAAAUAUAAAGUCAGAAACAUUCCUGCUAUGAUCUUGACCGUUGGUGCUUCAGCUCAUUAUAAAGAGUGCUGUGUGGGUUUUGGGUGCUCACCCCAGCACAAAUUAAUUUUAAGUGGUUAAUGAUUAGGGGAUCUAAAACCCUUUGUUCUGCUCCUCUCUCUCUUUUUUGCAAGUCCUCCUUUAUAGCUUUUAUGAAUUGUUCUACUUGACUGUUUGGCUUUGAUGAUGUAAAUAGGCUGUUUGCUUGAUCACAUAUACUUUGAUGCCUUGGGGGUGGAAAGCUGCUGUUGGCUUUGCAGAUGAAACAAUGGAUUGGUGGACGGCUCAACUCACUUCCUCAUGGCUUCCAAAACAAAAGCGUCCUGAUAGGAAACAGAGGCAUUUUAGAACUUUGGGAAUAGGACGGGUGAAGAACCAUGUUACAAAAUGUUGACUAAAGCUGCAAUUCUUAUGCCACACAACCAGGGAACAAGUCUUGAUAGAAUUUACUUCUGAGUAGCGAUGAACCGGAUUGCACUGUAAAAUGUGCUAUUAGCUGUAAGGAGUAUUCAUAGCCGGGGCUGUGUGUGUGUGUGUGUGUGUGUGUGUGUGUCUUCCUUGUCAAGUACACCUUUAAAAUAGUUUAAAAUAGUUCAGAUACCAAGCUUUGUUGUUUUGUAUUCCCCAAAGCACUCUCCUUCGAAGUGUUCUCCUAACUUGCGGCUGAAUUCUCAAAGUUGCUUUGCUCUUCUUUCAUACCUGUUGUUUGCAGGUAGUUAUUAUUCAUAUUUGCAGCACAUAAUGGCUGCAAUCUAUAGGAAUUGUUUGCAAUAUUUUGAUUUGUCUGUGGGAUUCUUUUGGAGCAGGAGUCCCAUCUUCGCCAAUUUGGUUAUUUUGCAUAGCUGCUUGAAAGGAAAUCAUAAGAAAUGGAUGGGUAAAGAUUCUCCUUGAUAAUUACGGCAACAACAACAACAACAACAACACACAUUUGAUUCCUUGCAGCAAAAUAGAAAAUAGUCACAGAGAGUUAAGAGGGAUGGUUGCUCUGAAAUUUUGAGAUAGCUCAGUUGAUAGAGCAUGUGACUCGGGAUCAUGGGUUCGAGUCACAAGUUGGAAAAAAGAAUCUGGCAUUGCAGGGGGUUGGACUAGAUAGCCCUCGUGGUCCCUCCCAACUCUACAAUUCUAUGAUUCCAUGCCAGUGUUUGUGGUCACCUUCACUUUCAGGCCUCAAUGAAAAAAAUGACCUGAAGAGGGCUGAAUAUAUGCUUCAACAGGCAGACAAACUGGGCUGCAAACAGUUUGUGACUCCUGCUGAUGUGGUUGCAGGCAAUCCUAAACUUAACAUGGCCAUCAUUGCAAAUCUCUUUAAUACGUACCCUGCCCUGCAGAAGCCCGAAAGCUCUUCUUAUGAUGUCAGUUUACUGGAAGGUGAGCUAAGGUAACAAACACUGAUAGUGACAUUAGAGAAUGAUGAAUAAUGCUCAAUUAUUUCAUAUUGGGAUGUUCAGAAUUUCCUUGAUAUUUAGCCAGUGUGGUGUAGUGGUAGUCUCGUAAUCUGGUGAACCAGGUUCGCGUCUCCGCUCCUCCACAUGCAGCUGCUGGGUGACCUUGGGCUAGUCACACUUCUCUGAAGUCUCUCAGCCCCACUCACCUCACAGAGUGUUUGUUGUGGGGGAGGAAGGGAAAGGAGAAUGUUAGCCACUUUGAGACUUCUUCGGUUAGUGAUAAAACGGGAUAUCAAAUCCAAACUCUUCUUCUUCUUCUUCUUCUUCUUCUUCUUCUUCUUCUUCUUCACUAUGCUCUUUCUUGCAGUUAUUGCCUAUCUCUUGUAAAGGAUAGAAACAUACACUAAGCUACCUUCAGCAACAGCAUUCCUCUAGGUCAGGCCAGUCCAACUUUUCAUACCAAGUGGACUGCAAGAGUACUUAAACAUGGAAUUCAUAGCCGGGGCUGUGCGUCUUCCUUGUCAAGUACACCUUUAAAAUAGUGCCUUAUAGUGAAGCCGAAAGGGAAAUAGGUGUGAGGCUCUGGCAGGGUCCUAGAGCCCUCCUACCUUCUUCCCAAAGCUGGGAAAGUUCUAAACUUUGGCAAGGAGAUAGGAUGACUCUGGGACCCUGUUAGAGACCUCAUGUCACCUUCUCAAAGACCCUGUUAGAGACCUCAUGUCACCUUCUCAAAGCCCAGGAGGGCUGUUGGUGGGGAAGGGGGUAUCAAAUGUUGCUGAGAGCGCCAAAACAGUCCUUGAGGGAUGUCUUGUUUGGUGCCAUUAUUGUACCUUUAGUAACAUGUUGUUAUCUUCUUAGUUAAAAGAGUGAAAGUUAAUAUAGAGCUAAGAGUAGCGUUCGAAAUUCGCCAGGUGCCAGUUACAUUUUGCAUCUGGCUAUUGGCCACUCGCAGCCAAGUGAAGAUGUCUGGGCACCAGGAUGUCACCGGACGCCUCCACCUUCUGGAGGUGUCAUAGCUGAGGAUCCUUGGAUCUGGACUGUUUUAACACACUAAUACCCCAUCCUGUAGAAUUCUAUAUUUUAUCUGCAAAAUCAGAAUGAAUUUCAGGAACCAAAAAGUCAUGUUUUUCAAUAUGGCUUUCUAGCCCCCUGAUCCCAAAAUGGCAAGUAGGCAUUUCUGUUUUGGUGGCUGCAACCCUCUUCCUACACUUGAGUAGGACCCUGGCAGAGACACAUGCCUGACUGGCAUGUUCUCUCCCUCCUGGUCUUCCUUCAAAAGCUUUCUUCAGCCCGAACAUCACAGCGACCGAUGCCAACAGACACCGGCACACUCGGGGAUCCGCAGAGUCUUUGCAGCUUGCGUAACAGACCUCAGCAACUCAGCAUUUUGGCUAAUCUACUUUAUUUACAUAUAAACACACAUGGAGCACUGCAACAUGGCUCCCUCUCUCUCUAGCAUCAGACAGCAAAGAGAAAGGACAAAGGACAAUAGUCCCACUUCACGGAACACAGUAACACAAACAUCAUGUCUCUGUCACUUCCCACUCUGUGGAAUCAAAACAUACACCGUCAUGUGAUAGACAACAAUCCUAUGACUGCAAUCACGGAGCAGGAAUUCUAACAGUUUAUGCAGCCAUUUGGCACCUAGCUUACAUAUCUGAGUUUCUAACACUGGCUAAGUGUAAAAAUACUGUAUUUUAUUUUAUUUUUUAAAAAUUGGAUCAUUGCUACUGAACACAAAUUAGGGAUUUUUCUGAGGGCAGGGACUGUUUUACUCCUGAUUUUUGUAAUAAACUCUGGGGGCCUUUUGGAUAAAUGAUUUGAAUACUAUAUAGGGCAAGCUCUCUCCAUCCCUCUGUCUGUUCCCAUAAAGCUUCCCUUGUUUAUUUUUUCCUGUGAUGUAAGUGGUGCCUCUCAUAAGGCAUUAUGUUUGUCUUUCCAGUAAUCUUAUGAUUAAAUGAUGAGACACUUCCAAGCUGUUACAGAUCCUGUUGCAGAACAUUCAGGUUGCCAAGGAUGUGGUCCAUGUGUUUACUUUCUGUACAGGACGUUUGAGAGGACACACGUUUUACUAGUAAGCUUAAUGUUCAGAGGCUACCAAAACCUGACUGUAGAAUUGUUACAGGAAAAAGCAGAAGAUAAACCUGAAGCUUGACUAAUUUCUUGCCAGAGAUUGCAUUGGAGUUCCAUUGCUACCCUUUUUAAUGUGGAAUUUUAAGAUGAAUUUUUCUUCUUAUCUCAAAAGGGGAAAUAUUUACAGUGGUACCUCUGGUUACGUACUUAAUUUGUUCCGGAGGUCCGUUUUUAACCUGAAACUGUUCUUAACGUGAAGUACCACUUUAGCUAAUGGGGCCUCCCGCUGUGCCACCGCCGUGCGAUUUCUGUUCUCAUCCUGUUCUUAACCCGAGGUACUAUUUCUGGGUUAGCGGAGUCUGUAACCCAAAACGUAUGUAACCCAGGGUACCACUGUAAUGGCAUUUUGGGUGAAAUCAUGUGCCUUUUGCAAAUCCUAUCUGGUUUUUGUGGACCUCUCAAGGGGGAGCGCUGUGGAGACACGGGUGGCACUGUGGAUUAAACCACAGAGCCUAGGGCUUGCUGAUCAGAAGGUUGCGGUUCGAAUCCCCGCAACGGGGUGAGCUCCCAUUGCUCGGUCCCUGCUCCUGCCAACCUAGAAGUUUGAAAGCAUGUCAAAGUGCAAGUAGAUAAAUAGGUACCACUCCGGCGGGAAGGUAAACGGCAUUUCCGUGUGUUGCUCUGGUUCGCCAGAAGCGGCUUAGUCAUGCUGGCCACAUGACCUGGAAGCUGUAUGCUGGCUCCCUUGGCCAGUAAAGCGAGAUGAGCACUGCAACCCCAGAGUCGUCCACGACUGGACCUAAUGGUCAGGGGUCCCUUUACCUUUACCAAGGGGGAUGCAUGAGGGCAACUGAACUACUUCACUUGGCCCAAAAGAGCAAAUAGCUGCAGCUCUUCCAGCAGUGAGACUAGUGUUUCAGCCAUACUAGUGUUUCACCCCCAAACCAGUUUUAUUGCUGAAUGUGAACUGCAGAUUUUAAGAAGUAAAAUCUUCCCAAGAACAUCUAGCAACAGAGUGUUGAGGACAUCGACCUCCUGAUUGCAUCUGUCCUAUACACUUAAGGUCACUUCAUUUUUGAAAUCUUUGUUUUAUAUACACUAAAAGUGGGGGAGGGGAGGAAAGUACUCUGUGAAUAUUUGACUUAGCACCUACUCUUCCUGUUCAGGUAAAAUUCCCAGUGUAGUCAAAUUUCAAAAGUUAGCAGAUCUGUAAAUUUUGGGUGAGUUGUUUGUUUCUUUUCUUAACAAGGUGGCUAUUGGGUGGUAUUUUAAAAGAAGUUACAUUAUUGUUAUCUUUUCUUCAUAAUAAUCAGAACUCUGCGUGAGCGUGUUCCAUGUUGUGUUUGUGUGUGCAUGUGUGCAUACAUAUUAGGUUGCUUUGAAAAUGUACAAUUCUUUUAAACUCUGUCUCCUGACAGACCUAUAACUGUCCAGUAUGUUUUCUUGAGAAAUAUAAUUUGCUGUGCUUUAUUGUGGGCUGUGGUUUUUUUGGGUGUGGGUCAUAAAAGCGGGAGGUUGGUGGUGUCAAAAACAGGGGAAAAAUGAAAGGUGGGACAUGGAAUGAGCCCAGCACAUCAAGAAAAUGAUGGAGAGAUUGACAAGGGAAUGAAUGAUCAUUCAGUUCACAUUUGGAUUGAAUGAAGGGCUAACGAAACAAAAAACACCAAGACAGCAAUGUGUACUCAGUGCUCAAAAGGGUGUGUGUGUGUGUGUGUGUGUGUGUGUAUGUGUGAACAACCCCUGACUUGCAGCGCCCACCUAUGCAAGCUUAUUUAAAGGUAAGCCCCAGUGUGUUCAGUGAGAUUUACUCCUAAGCAGUGCUGUUUUUCUGGAAAAAGGCGUGCUGGAACUCAUCAUGAAUGCCUCCCUUGUUCUCUUAUAAUAGCAAUGGCGCCCACCUGAGAGGUGCGGGAACUCAGUUCCAGUGAGUUUCGGCUGAAAAAAGAAGCCCUGCUGCUAAGUAAAUGUGUAGUCUUAAAGUAUUCUUCCUAUUUUGUUUUCGGCUUCCGUCAUAUGCAGGUAGAGGCUGCUAUAACUGAAACUAGCAAAUGUCAGUUAGUGUGAUGGAUAAUCCAUCCUUUGAUACGCAUGACUGAGACCAUAGAGACAGACAGCAGAAAUAAAUGAACAGUUGUUCUUAAUACAUUUUGUGAAUCGGCACCUGUGAUUGUUUGCCCGCCUCAAGCCUUCUGUUGAACAAUCGGUGCCACAUAAUUGUGAAUGACUAGUUUAAUUAUUAAAGGACAUAUAACCGCAAAACAUGUUGCUACGUAUAAGUGCACUUGUAUAACUGUGUGCAUAACUUGCUCAGUCAAGGGAAUUGUACAGCAGUUAGGGUUACAAAUCUCACAAAGUUGCUCCUUGUCUUGAUCCCUGAGAAAGACGUUUCUGAAUUCCUAUCUGCUGAUUAGUCAAGACAUUUUAGCCAAAGGUAAAACCUAUCUACCUCUUUAGAGAUACUCAUAAGCAUGAGACUUUUAAAGUGGCCAGAGCUCUUGGCCUAUUCUGUGCCUUUUUGUUUAUUAUUAUUAUUGUUGUUGUUGUUAUUAUUAUUAUUAUUAUCUGCAGUUGCAGUUUUGAUUAGAUUCAAGCCAUCCAACUUUGCAUUAAAUGCAUUAAAUGUACUAGGGGUACCUAUGCAUAUGAAUUUGUACUUACAAAUUUUUUAUAUGUGCAAAUUAUUAUUAUUAUUAUUAUUAUUAUUAUUAUUAUUAAACAAAUUGCUUCAAAGUGCACUGUGUUUGUGAGAUUCCAGCCAUCCACCUAUGCAUUAAAUGCGUAGGUACCAGAGGCAUCUAUGCAUAUAAAUUUGUACAGUGGUACCUCAGGUUAAGUACUUAAUUCAUUCUGGAGGUCCGUUCUUAACCUGAAACUGUUCUUAAACUGAAGCACCACUUUAGCUAAUGGGGCCUCCUGCUGCUGCUACACCACCGGAGCACGAUUUCUGUUCUCAUCCUGAAGCAAAGUUCUUAACCCGAGGUACUAUUUCUGGGUUAGUGGAGUCUGUAACCUGAAGCGUAUGUAACCCAAGGUACCACUGUACAUACAAAUGCAAAAUAGCAUCAUGGGCUGUGUGCCCCAACUCUUUCACCUAUCUAGCAACUCCUCCACCCCACCCAGUGGGUGAGCAGCCAAGAUUAUUGGCAUGUAAUCUGGUAUUGAUGGAUAGUGUAAUAUCCUUACUAACCUUUAUUUGGUUGUUUGAUCUGUCGUAAGGCAACGUUGCUCUACAAUAACGGCUUGAUACAAAUUCAUUAUUCCAGUGGGUAACAGUUAUGAUAUGCAACAAAAGCACAGGAAGUCUUUUGACACCUGGGAAUUUUAUUUGUUUAUUUUUAUUUUAAAUCUUGUAGGAUGGUCUUCCAUGGGCCACAGCCCACUUCAUUAAACACACUAAAGUCUUGCCCUCAGUCAGCAGAUUGUCUGCAUGGAAGAAUGAUGGAAUAGGGAGCAAAAUGUUAUUACAAACGAGACCAGAGGGCCUAGCAGCCCCAGUGUGUUGGCCUGGGAUUUGGACUCAGAGGCUGAACCUGAGGAAUCCCAGCCUGCACAGAAGUCCCCGCCUCCAGAACCAGCUGAGCCGGGGCUGGGGCCUGAGCCUGAAGAGUCCUCACCUUAGGUGCAGGCACCAGCUGAGUCUGCUCUGGCUCCUGAGGUGAUGGAGGACCCAUUGCCUGCAGGUGCUCCACUCUCAGCCCCAUCAGGGGAAGAGGAGGUUGCUUCUGGGUCCGGUAACCCUCCAGCCUCUCCUGAGCUCCAGCCUCUCCAGAGGCUCAGGGCAGAGAGGCGGAGGGAACUAAGUUCCUACAGGAGGAGUGCUCACCUCCAGGCCAGGAGAGGCGAGUCACCUGUGGACCGGGGCUGCCCUAUGCCUUGGGGCAGAUAAAAGCCAGUCAGCCCCAGUCCCAGGUUGCGGGAGCAACAUUGUUGGUAGCCUGUUCCUGCCUGAACCCUGUCCUGCUCCUCUGCCAGAGUUCCUGACCUCACCUGACUCCCUGCCUUGGACCCUGCCUUGCCUUUGAUGGACAGCCUCCAUACCGGACCCUUGAUCUUGGACUGGACUCAUACCUCGCCACACGGUUGACCCUCGGGACCAGCACACCUAGAGUUAGUAGCAGAUGUGUCAAAGUAUUAUUUAGAGCACUAAGGACAAGGAGAAUCAGUCAAAAAGAGUAAAAGAUCCAAUGUGCUGAGUCUUCGCCUUCCUGUUUAUAAAAUAUCAGCUGUUAACCCCAUGAUAUUUUAUAUAAAAGGGGUAGAGGGGGAGUUUUGCUGGGGUGGCAAGGCGGGAUGAAAAUGGUGAGAUAGGGAUUGAGAGAGAAGAGAGAAGGUGGGGACAGAAAUAGGGGGCUGCCCUCUGCCUGCCACCCCCAUUUUUAUAAGGACAAAUUACCAUUACAGAUUAUAUCAAUUGAUGCAUGUCUAAAGCUUAUUUUCCCUUUCUCUUAAUAGUAGAAAUGUCUAAGAGCAAGAAGUCAUUGAUUCUUUCACCUGUUGGGAAUGAUCAAACCAGACAAUAUGCAGUGAGUCACACAAUACUUUAAUGAGCUUGUUGGGGAUUUAUUUCUAGAAUCUGGUUAUCAUCAGACAUGACCAGACGCAUUGUGCAAAACCCAUUGGCUUGUCUCUUUGUCCAACGGAAAAGGGCUGUAGUGGCAAAUAUUUGCAGAGCAAGAUAAUCUCUGGGAGGUAAUGGCCCUGCUUUAGAAAGUGCCAUUGUUGAGACCAGUCAAAACUCACUUCAUCACUCACUAGUGAUUAAUGAAGCCAAAUUCUUUAAGUUAGUUACAUGUUGGCAUUUAUGUUCUCCUUAUAAGAUUACGUGAAGAAGUAGAGUUUCAGAGGUGAUAUGACUAUGUACUGUCUUUUGUUUCAAUGCUUGGUAAGAUCUCAGAAGCCAUAGGAAUUUCUGGAGAAGUUUUGGAGUAGUUUGAAAGGAUCACAGUGUUCAGGUAGCAUAUUGGGUCUUUCCAGCAGUAGGAUAAAUUAGGCAAAAUAGUAAAAAUGGCAGAAUAAAUUAGACAAAUUUACCCAGGGAAAGUUAAGCACUUCUAAGACCUUGUGGUUUCAACAGAGCAUUAAGCACAUCCUUCAAUUUCCCACAGGCUUUUAAACUUUUAACUUUGCAUGAAUUGUGUCCUUGGUUUCUAAAACUUGUAGAAUUCAGUUCUUAUUUUCACAAUUUUGGGCCUCUUUGGUGCAGAAACUAGAUCUGAAAAUAAGCAAGCAGAUAAAUUUUAAUGGUUUCAAUCUUAAAUAGUGAUAGAAAGUCUUACUUUGCUGUAUCAGAACAUAAGGAAAACUGAAUGAGGAGAGAUGAAAUAGGGGAGAGUCCCUUUCUCAUGGCUGUUCCAAACCUUCUCCAGGAAUGCGCAGUAGAGUUUGAGUUCCAGGAAAGAUGGGGUCAUGAAGGAAAGAGACCCCCAUGUUCUAAAACUCCCGUAAAUAUUUCAGAGGUACUAUAGCCAACUGGACGCGGGUGGCGCUGUGGGUUAAACCACAGAGCCUAGGACUUGCCGAUUGGAAGGUUGGCGACGGGGUGAGCUCCCAUUGUUCGGUCCCUGCUCCUGCCAACCUAGCAGUUCGAAAGCACGUCAAAGUGCAAGUAGAUAAAUAGGUACCGCUCCAGUGGGAAGGUAAACGGCGUUUACGUGUGCUGCUCUGGUUCGCCAGAAGCAGCUUAGUCAUGCUGGCCACAUGACCCGGAAGCUGUACGCCGGCUCCCUCGGCCAGUAAAGCGAGAUGAGUGCCGCAACCCCAGAGUCGGCCACGACUGGACCUAAUGGUCAGGGGUCCCUUCACCUUUACCUUACUAUAGUCAACACACAUUGUGGACUUCCAAAUGUUCCCAAAAACCUGGUUUAUCUUCGAAAGCUUUAAAGGUUGGAAAUGGGGGAAAUCCUUGCAUCUGCUCACUGGUCAUAGUGGGGAGAUAGAGGUUGUCAUCCUGCCACGACUUGGGAAGGCAGGUAAUGUUUGCAUGGUGAUUAAUGCAAAAGUACACUUUUUAAAGAAAGGGAUGGGUUUUUGGUCAUAGUUGGUAUAACUAAAUCCUAUUUGAUCAGCAUUGCAAUUUCAAUGCAAUGAUUAGAGAAAACCCUACAAAGCCAGGAAAUGGGAAGCUAAGGCUGAUGAUGCCUUAACAAAUGCAAAUACCGUAUUUUUCGCUCUAUAACACGUACCCGACCAUAACACGCACGUAGUUUUUAGAAGAGGAAAAUCCGUAGGCAUGCCACCUGUAGGCAUUCCCUCCAUAACACGCACAGACAUUUCCCUUUACUUUUUAGGAGGAAAAAAGUGAGUGUUAUGGUGCAAAAAAUACGGUAUAUUUUGCAACGUUGUAAUCACAAGCUGUGCUUAAUUACAACUUAACCUUCCACAACAACUUUUCCUUGGUCUUUCAGACCCAAAUCCAGGUGAGGCAGAUGAAAUGUCAGGAACCAGCAAAGAUGCACUAUGUUGCUUUAUGCAACAUCUGAGCUGUACUGUAUUGCUAGGGGAAACCUCCUGUGUGUUGACUUAUGUCUGUUUGUCAUUUACAUCAAUAAUUAACAGGAUGGAUUAAACAGAGGGGGGCAGGUGCCGUUCUGUCACUUUCCCCCCAUGCUUAUCCUGGCUCACGGCAGAGGAUGUAUUUGUGUGGCACCACAAAUGUGUGGGGAACCUGUUCUGGUGGUGGCUAGAGGGCCACGUCUUUAUUCCCCUCACCCAUGAUGGGCCAAAGUUAACAGGUGAGCAGGGCUGCCUACCUGCCAAUCAACUGACAUCAUAGUGACGUUACCCCAGAGAUGCUACCCGGUUGUCAGGACUUGAAAAGCCAACAGCAGGACUGUCAAGCAGCCCUUUGAGAGCAUACCAACACAGGGAAGUUUACAAAGAAGGGCCCCACAUUGCUUCUUUAAACCAUGGGUAUUUUAAGAAGAGGGAUGAGGGUGGCGCCGUGGGUUAAACCACAGAGCCUAGGACUUGCCGAUCAGAAGGUCGGCGGUUCGAAUCCCCGCAACGGGGUGAGCUCCUGUUGCUCUGUCCCUGCUCCUGCCAACCGAGCAGUUCGAAAGCAUGUCAGAGUGCAAGUAGAUAAAUAGGUACCGCUCUGGUGGGAAGGUAAACGGCGUUUCCGUGCGCUGCUCUGGUUCGCCAGAAGUGGCUUAGUCAUGCUGGCCACAUGACCCGGAAGCUGUACGCCGGCUCCCCCGGCCAGUAAAGCAAGAUGAGCGCCGCAACCCCAGAGUUGGCCACGACUGGACCUAAUGGUCAGGGGUCCCUUUACCUUUACCUUUAUUUUAAGAAGAAGCCGGGAGAGUUUGAGGGAUGCUCUCAGCUACCCAUCAGUUGAUGGGACAGAAGUGUGCCUUAAAACACCCUCUACAGUUCAAAGAAGAAGCAGGGAGUGAGGCUGGAGGCAGCAGCAUGUCUUUCUUGAUCAGUGGAACAACUUUUAAAUCUCACUCUUGCCUUUCCCACACCUGGUGUCUUUUCUGACACCAGAGGGGUGUGUGUGUGUGUGUAUGAAGGCUACAUUUGGUCCAUGGGUCAGAUGUUCCCGAGUCCCGCACUACAGGAAGAUUAAAUGUAACAAGAAGCUUCUUAUUCUGGAUUUGGAACUGCAGCACAGUGAAAAGAGAAAUCUUCACCCGCUUGCAUGUUGAUAUUUUUGCCAGCAGUUAUAUACUGCAAAGCAUCUUUGGCAGCUGAGAUUCUUGGUGGAAAGAAAACAGGCUGGGCAAUAAAACCACCCUUUUCCAGCAAUGCUGUUUCUUUAUUUAAGACUGCACCUCCCAACACCACUUCACAACAGAAAAUGUUUGUAUGCCAUGGUUUGUGAGCUUGGCUGUCUAAACCAGUGUUUUUCAACCACUGUUCCGCGGCACACUAGUGUGCCGCGAGAUGUUGCCUGGUGUGCCGUGGGAAAAAUUGAAAAAUUCGAAAGAUUUUUUAAAAAAUAAAAUUCAAAUUUUCGCCCACUAGGCGGGGGCCGGACUGUGUCCUGGGUAUGGGGGGUGGGGUUUUUGACCCCACCCUUGGGCAGCAGGGGCACUGAUUGGCGCUCCUCAGGGGGACACCCUCCACUUUUCUGAUGUCCGGGGUGUGAUUGGUCCAGACUCCAGCCUGGACCUAUCACAGUAGGACAUCAUCUUCCGACUUUCUUCCCGCCCGAACACAGUGUGUGUCUUUCUUCGAUUCCAGCCAGAAUAUCAGCUUUGUGUUCAGCCAAACAGGCCCAGGUUUCACACUGAAUGAAGUAUUUUAUAAUUUUUCAUAUUUCUGUUUACUUACUAUUUCAUAAUAAAGUAAUUAUAAAAUACUUUCUUUGUGUUUAUUUGAUUCCUAUUCAAGAGAAUUACUUUAUAUAUAGUCAAUAUAGGCACAGAGUUAAAUUUUUUAACAUUUUCUAAUGGUGGUGUGCCUCGUGAUUUUUUUCAUGAAACAAGUGUGCCUUUGCCCAAAAAAGGUUGAAAAACACUGGUCUAAACUAUAUGCAGGGGUGGUGAGCAGUGAUUUUGAGCAAGUACAGGUUGCUUGGUUUAUAUUACAGUGCAUUUGAAGGCCAGUACCUCUCUCCCCCCCCCCAAAAAAAACCACCCACCCACCCAACACUCACAAUAAUUGUGGGAUAAGAGAAUAAAUAAUUCAGGCUCUGUGUAAUGUACUGUGCUGAAUAAUAUUGAACUUGACAGUCUUGACAUAUAGUGGCUUUUAAAUGCCAGAAAAGGUCUGCAGGUCUUGCAGUCAAUGGAAUUGCCUUUAGAUUCUCUUGCCUUGCAUUCCUUUUGCAAUUUUCCUAUCUCGGCACUGGAAACCUUCUCCAAUGUAGAUGGAGCUUCUUUAGCUCUGCAUUUUCACAAGGUCCGCUGGAAGCAAUUACAAAGCAUUUCCAUACAAACAACAAUGCUAGUUUAUGAGGUCUUCAGGUUGGAACUAAAUUAUCAUGUUAUUCUACUUAAGAGCUGGUUUGGGGUGUUGUCGCUAGCUCCCUUGUGCAUUUAACUCCUCACAUGAACAGCGUAACACAGGGAAACAAAGGAGGAUGUGUGCUAUUUUGCAGAUCUCCUUGGCUGAAGAGGAUGUCCAGUGAAACAGCCGAUUAAAGUUCUAAGAAGCUUGUCCACCAAUGUUACAUUGUUCAUGGGAGUGGAAUAGAGGUGGACAACUAUUUCAUUCCAUGAAGCCAUAUGUGAUGGUGGGUGGGACUUGUACUGGGUGGGGGGUAAAUUCAUAGACAUUCAUAUAGGCAUACCUCCCCAUUUGUGUACCAUUUUCUCUUGACAAAAUUACAUUUCUCCAGUUUGCCAAACAGCUUUUGGGCAGGCUGUGGAGAACAUAACUUUUUGUGGGUGCAUUAUUAUUAUUAAUAUUCCGCCUAUCUAACUGGAUUUCUCCAGCCACUCUGGGCGACUUCCAGCAGUUAAAACAUUAAGCACAGUAAAAUAUCAAACAUUAAAAACUUCCAUAUACAGGGCUGCCUUCAGAUGUCUUCUAAAAGUCAGAUAGUUGUUUAUUUCCUUGACAUCUGACUGGAAGGCGUUCCACAGGGCAGGGAUGACUACUGUGAAGGCCCUCUGCCUGGUUCACUGUAACCUCACUUUUUGCCAUGAGGGAACCGCCAGAAGGCCCUUGGAGCUGGACCUCAGUGUCUGGGCUGAAUGAUGGGGGUGAAGACGCUCCUUCAGGUAUAUUGGGCCAAGGCUGUUCAGGGCUGUAAAGGUCAGCACCAACACUUUGAAUUGUGCUCGGAAACAUACUGGGAACCAGUGUAGGACUGGUAUUAUUCAGCCCUGGCAGCUGCUCAUUCUCUGAUGAUCAAGCAAAUAUGUAUUUAUGGAGGCAGGCACCUGACCUUAUAAAAAGCUGAAUGAAUGACUUAAUGAACGAUGUUUUGGCCGCUGUCAAUAUGUUGCCAUUUGUUCAAGCAGAUUGCUUGAUGGCUGUUGUUAGGGAUUUUUCUACCUGCCUGGUUUUAGGUGUUUAAUUCUCGCUUGGUAUUUUGGUCUCUCUUUUACUGUCGUCAGCCACCUUGAGCACCCUCUGGUGGGACUGAAACUGAAAAAAGAAACAGAGAAUCCUGUGUGGGUGUGUAUCAAGAGAGAAAGCUCUGUGCACAGGCCUCAAUUAUGGCUCCUCUUUUGACCUUCAAGGAAUGCGUUUUACCUCUCCAAGGACUGUGCGAUAAAAUGACAAACAAUGCUGGGAAAGCAGAUGGGGAAAAGUGUUCAUUCCUCUUAAAUAUUAAAACUCAGUGGCAUUAAACGAAGCUAAACUUUGGGAGACUCGGUACAGAUGAAAGAUGCACAGGGCAUAGUUAAACUAUAGCAUUUGCUCCCAGAAGAGGCAACGAUGUCCACCAUCUUGGCUGGGUUUAGAAGAGGAUUAGACAGGGAUAGUGGGUAAAGACCUGUAAAACAUAUUUUUAUGUAUGCGGCAACGGCGGCAAGAGUCUUAAUAGCACAAGGAUGGAAGAAUGAGGAAAUCCCGACGAAAGAACUGUGGCAAGAAAAACUGAUGGAUUAUGUGGAAUUGGCAAAACUGACACACAAACUACGUGAUAAGGAUAACUGUUACUCCAAAGACGAAUGAGAACCUUUUAUGAAAUAUUUGAAGAAGCAACAAAAUGAACUGGACUCUUUGGCAGGUUUUGAAUAAACAUUCCCAAACUGUUUAUUGUAAGAUAUAGAUAGACAACUUGAGGAUUUUUACAAUUUUAUAACAUGCAGAUAGAAAUAUGUGUUGAGAAACCAGAGAAAGGAGCUGAGGGAAGUCCGGGGCUGGGGUGGGAGGUUGGGGGGGGGUUGUUUUGUUUAGGGGGGGAGGGGGAAAAUGGAGAGGAAAAUAAUAAUAAUGUGGAUGAUGUAUUUUUGAUAAAACUAUUGUGUUGAAGGGACGCAGGUGGCGCUGUGGGUAAAACCUCAGUGCCUAGGACUUGCCGAUCGUAUGGUCGGCGGUUCGAACCCCCGCGGCGGGGUGAGCUCCCGUCUUUCGGUCCCAGCUCCUGCCCACCUAGCAGUUCGAAAGCACCCUUAAGUGCAAGUUGAUAAAUAGGGACUGCUUUAUAGCGGGAAGGUAAACGGCGUUUCCGUGUGCUGCGCUGGUGCCGGCUCGCCAGAGCAGCUUCGUCACGCUGGCCACGUGACCCGGAAGUGUCUCCGGACAGCGCUGGCCCCCGGCCUCUUAAGUGAGAUGGGCGCACAACCCUAGAGUCGGACACGACUGGUCCGUACGGGCAGGGGUACCUUUAUUGUGUUGAAAUUUCCAAUAAUUAAAAAAUAGAAGAGGAUUAGACAAAUUCAUGAAGGAUAUGUGUAUCAGGGCUUCUAACUGAUGACUAUGCUUUACCUCUGCUACCUGAGGCAGUUGGCCUCUGAACACCCUGAAUUCUGGGAACUGUAGAUGGGAAUAAUGCUGUCCUGCUUGAGUCAUGAUUGAGGGCUUCUCAUAGGCAUGUGGUUGGCCUUAUCAGCAGGCGUUUCUUAUGUGUAUCCUAGAGCAAUAUGAAGUCCAUAAUUUUUAGGGUUCAUCGGAAUUGCCUGGAAAUUUGAGUUGAGGAAAACAGGAGAGCUGGACCUAGAUUGGCGCUCUUCUCUGACAGGCAGUGCCCAAAUGCACGCUGCUUGUUCCAUAGGCAAAGAAUCUAAAUAAUUUGUUUGCUUGUUUUUAAUUUAUUUAAUCAUUUUUUCAACAACCGCAAAAGACACAUACAACAGAAACCAUAAUAACACUACUAACACAAUUUGACAAUUCAACUUUGAAUACUGAUAUACCUAUGACUACACCUUUUAAACAAUAUUUCCCCAACUCUCCUCCUCCUAUUUCCCACCAUUGUCCGCCUUAUUGCUUAAAUAUUCCUUCCAGAUUUCUUCAUAUUUAUACAUUCUUAAUUUGUGUUGGCAUGCAGUUCGUUCAUAUGUAGCUAGUCUGUCCAUAUUAUCAAUCCAUGUGCUCAAUGGAAUCUUUUUGCGGCUCUUCCAAUUCAUCAAAACAAGUUUUUUUUUGCUUCUAUUAUGGCACGGUACAUACAUUCUUUUGACCCCUUGUAAUCUCCCACGUUUCCAGAAUAUAAUUUAGAAUUAAAUUCAAUUCCCCUAAAUAACAAUUUCUUUUUAUUACUCUUGCUAUAACUAUCCUCACCUCACACCAAAAUGAUUUUAUCAUCGGACAUUUAAUCAUCAUAUGUACUAAGUUAACAUUUUUACUCCCCCAUCUCCAGCAGUUGUCUGCACUUGUUAUUUUCUUCUGGUAUAGUUUUGCUGGAGUCCAGUGGACUCUGAAUAUUAUUUUCUGUUGUAUAAGUCUUAUACUAAGAAUCUAAAUAAUUUGUUUCCAAAUUGGCCCAUUGGGUUAUUUGGAAUAACAGGUCUGAUGCAGCAGUGAAAAAGCUAAUGCUAUUCUAGGUGGCACCAACAGAAGGAUAGCGUCCAGAUCAAGGGAAGUAAUAGUACCACUCUAUUCUGCCUUACUCAGACCAUACUUGGAAUACUGUGUCCAAUUCUGGGCACCAUAAUUUAAGAAGGAUGUUGACAAGCUGGAACGUGUGCAACCAAGAAGAUCAAGGGUCUGAAAACUAAGCCUUAUGAAGAGCGCUUGAAGGAGCUGGGUAUGUUAAGCCUGGAAAAGAGGAGACCAAGAGGAGAUAUGAUAGCCAUCUUCAACUAUCUUAAGGGCUGCCACAUGGAGGAGGCAGCAUGCGUCUUUUCUCCUGCUCUGGAGGGUAGGACUCGAACCAGUGGCUUCAUGUUACAAGAAAGGAGAUUCCAACUAAACAUUUGGGAAAACUUUCUGACAGUAAGAGCUGUCAGGCAGUGGAACAGAUGCUCACAAGAGGUGGUGUGCUCUCCUUCCUUGGAGGUUUUUAAACAGAGGUUGGAUGGCCAUCUUUCAGGGAUGCUUUAGCUGAGAUUCCUGCCUUGCAGGGGGUUGGACUAGAUGACCCUUGGGUCCCUUCUAUGGAGUUUGAGAAGUUAAUGUUUGCACUGCUUGAUCUAUAUACCCUGAAUGUGUUUUGCUGCAAAUUGUCUAGAGAAUGUUCACUCUUCUGUUGGAUUAUGCAGAGUAGCUGAAAGUACUUUACUUCACAAGCAUAAAUGAAGGUUCCAGUCUUCUGAUUUAAAAACAUGAAUAGUCUUGUGGAAGGGAUUUAGAAUUUUGUUUUGUUUUGUUUUGUUUUUCACUUUGAGGUUGUGGAUUGAGUUUUGUUUUCUUGUUGCAUUUAUCUCACUUUUCAGUUUAUGUAUUCAUGUUUCAUUUUGCAUUCAAAUUGUUUUCAUACUUAUUUCUUGUAAGCUGCCAAGAGAACUUGUGGUGCAGCAUGCAAAUGUCAUAAGUAAGAUGUACAGUACAAAAAUUUAGAAUUGUUCUUAAAUGGUUUCUUUGAGAAUAUGUUAAUGCAUCUGUUGUCUGGUUGGACCAUGUUUCCAUUUUGUCUCUGCCUUGUUUAGAUGUUCAGCUUUUAUUGCAACAGGAGUCAAUGCAAAUCUUGUUUCUAACAAGCGUUAGGGAAAGCUUUUUCUCAUGUUAAAAACAGAUUCACAGAACAAUGAUGGUGCCAGCUAUAUAUAGAUGGCGUAGCAGGAAGGUGGAGAGUCAAAAAACAACAAAAAAGCUUGCCACUAUUAAUGAAGCAGAUGUAUACAGCAUUGUUCUUUUGCAAUGGUUAGAAACUCUUUAAACAAACCAACCAAUGUAAAUAAAUCUUUGGUCAGGAGUUGUUAACAGCCACUGUUAGACAUUCCUCAACAGAAAAGAAAUGGGGGAGGGGGACGUCACUCAGAUAUUAUUUAGGCAUAGCACUGGCUCAGUAAUACAAUGGGAUAUUAAAUCUGAAGCCAUUAAAAAGACAACUCUUCAUUACAGUUGUUACCGGAAAAAUCCGAGGGCUCCCUUGGACAAAAACAAAGACACCAACCAGGAUAACUUGGAGCAAAACAGCAGCCUGUAGGCUUGGCCUUUAUUGAACUGUUGCAACAGGGUGUUCCCCUCACUUGCAGGAGAGAGGAAAGACCCAGAAAGAUGGUGUGCAAGACCUUAUAAAAACUUUUGAAAUUCCCAUCCUCUAGGUCAAGCCCACCCCCAGAAACAUCAUGCAUACAUUACAGAAAGGAGGGGUUGAGGGAGGAGUUGUGGUGGUAACCUGAGUGUCCUGUCACCUGGCUGGUUCCUCCUUUCCCCCUGCCCAUGAGUCACUUCCAGGAGACAAAGGGGAGUUGGCAGUUUCCUGCCCCCAGAGGGAAGAUCUGAUCAUUGUCCUUUGUUUCAGUCCAUGCUGAAUCCACUCCCAUAUGCAAGUUCUUUGUGAUCUUGAUGGUCUUCUGUCUAGGACCAUCAGGGUUGGCAUAGCAACUGGGCAGGGCUCCUGUGGAUGUGCUGGGAUGGUGAAGGGAUUAUGGCUGACCAGAACCAAGCCACCCCCCUUUGAUAGUCCUUGUCAUAUGGAGUAAAAUAAAAAUGGAACAGUGCAAAUCCGAUGUAUGGUUGAUUUUUCUAUGAAUUUAUAACAGAAGUGUGGCAUAUGUAGUGUGUGAGUGUGAGUGUGUGAAGUUUGUACAAACUGAAUGAUUGGGGUGGGGGGUUCCUGCUACACAGUGUAUUUGCAUUUAAACAAUAUCAAUGUAAAUAAAACCUUUUAAUAUUAAAGGGCAAAUUUUAGGACUGAAGUAAAAAAAAAAAAAAGUCCCAAGUUUCUUUUUCAAAGGGAAUAUUUUAUGCAAUUGCUUAUACAAAGGGCAUACUUUAGUCUAGUAUUUUACAUUCCACACAUUUUCCCCCCAUGUGAAAUAUGAAAUGUUGAAAGUCUCUCAUAGGUUGAUGAUCCUCAUCCUGUUUAGUUGAAAGUGUAAGUCCCAUGAAUUGGAAUUCAUUUAUUUAUAAACUUUUUUAUAUGUACUGUACUGCUUUUUGGCUCUUGCAAAGGGGACCCUAAAGCAGCUCAUUUAAAAGCAAAAGGGAAAUGGAAUGAAAACAAUCAAAAUACAAUGAAACUGAGAAACAGGAUGAGACGUGCAUCCAAGUAAGUGUACUUGGAGGUGAGAUCAGAAAGAAGCUUGUAGCACAGUAGUUCUCAAACUUGUUUCUCUAGGCCACAAUUUCAGAAUAAAAAUCUGUUCGCGCCUCACCAAUUUUUUUAUUGAUAUGAAAUACUGUAUUUUUUUGUGUAUAACACGCCUCCGUGUAUAAGAUGACCCCUAUUUUUGGGGAUACCAAAUUAAGGAAAUGGGGGGAGAUUGCCCAGAGUUGUGGAGCAUUUUUGGGGGGGAGAUUGCCCAGAGUUGUUGACCCAUCGUCUGCCCGCUUGAUGCAAACAGCCGCCAAAAAUAAUAAUAAUGAAUAAUUAAAAAACCACCGUCUUAUUCAUGGAAAAAUAUGACACGUUGGAAAACAAAGUAGAAGCAAGUUGAAACAGUGAAGGUCUUCAUUUGUUUUUGUAAGUCUGUUCCCUGGUUUUAUGAAGUUAUGUACCCAAUGUUGAGCCAGUUGACAAGAUGCAGCCUAAUUGAUAAGUUUAUGGUGGAAUAUGGCUGGUUCUCUGCAAGCUCCUUUGUUAGUGUGGAAGACGAGGGGGAUAAACCUGGUGCCAGCUUCUGAGAAAAGUUAUUCAGUAUUUUAAAAUUAGAUUCAGUUGAGGAAAGAAAUGUGGCAUCAAAGUUGUUGCUUCAUACGAGUGCUUUUCAACCAGUGUGCCAUGGCACCCUGGGGUGCCUUGAAUGAUGGUCAGGGGUGCCACAGGCAGCACUAGCCUCUCUGCCUCUUUCCUUCCCUCCCUCCUCUGAUGCCCUCUCCUGUCUCUGCCUCCCAAAGGCUUGGACAACUGUUUGUUGCAGCAGCUGCUGCCCAGAGGACUCCCAAGGAAAGGGGAGAGGAGGCUGAGGGACCACUCCACAAGGGAGCGUGCGUGCUCAAAAAAGGGUGAGAGGCUGCCAGAUCUGCAGGCAAAGGGUGACGUAACUGGGCUCCUGAGCCCCACAGGGGUGCCGCAGAAAGAAUGUAGUUGGUCAAGGGAGCCGUGGACUCAAAAAGGUUGAAAACCGCUGGUUUAUACCAUAAGAGUUCCCACAGCAGUGUUAGCUUACCUAUUAAAAGAUCUGGCUCAUGAAAGUAUCUCUUCCGCCUCUUUUUGUUUCAGAAAAAUUGCAAGGGACAGUAUUUCAUUUAAAAAUAAUAAUUGCUCUUUAAAAAACCCACAACAUUUCCCUGGUUGUAUGGUUGGGUAAAAGAGGCUUUUGCCAGAUCUCUGAGAACAGACUUGUAAGUUCCUGUCUUGUAUGUGUGUGUGUGUGUGUGUGUGUGUAGACAUAUACAGUGGUACCUCGGGUUAAGUACUUAAUUCGUUCCGGAGGUCCAUACUUAACCUGAAACUGUUCUUAACCUGAAGCACCACUUUAGCUAAUGGGGCCUCCUGCUGCUGCCGCGCCACAAUUUCUGUUCUUAUCCUGAAGCAAAGUUCUUAACCCAAGGUACUAUUUCUGGGUUAGCGGAGUCUGUAACCUGAAGCGUAUGUAACCUGAAGCAUAUGUAACCCGAGGUACCACUGUAAACACAUCAAAGUCGGAGCGGAAUUACUUUCGCUCGCUUUCCAGAACACUAGCUGUAUUGGUCUCUGGUACUGAAAUAAUUUUUUAUCUACCCAUUUGAGAGCAAAUCUUCCAAACCUGGUGGGGCUUACUUCUGAAUAAACUUGCAUAAGCCUGGGAAUUUUAAUUUGAGGUUGUCAUGAUGAAGAUUGAAGCAUCCUUUAUUUUGAAUUAGUUUAAUCCAUAACACCUUUGCCUGUGGCUCUUCCCACCACCAGUAUUCAUCCCGUAACAGAUUACUCUUGAGGGAAUAUAGCCCUCAGCAGAAAAAAAUGUAUAUACUUCCCGAUCCUGCAAUAGAGUUUUAGCUGUAUUAACUGCUGGUGAACUCAGUUGUAUUUGGACAUGUCAUCAGCCUAACAGCUGGAGAUACUCAGAGUACCUUUGCCCAAGCGAGUUGCCAUCUAUUUGCAUUUUGCACUAGCCGCUGCUACUUAGGGAGUCCAGAUUUUAUCUGCAGUUCAGUGAAAUUCAGACCCAUUUGUUCUCGUGAAACCUAAGUAUGCUUUGGUGUGUGCUGAAGAACAAUACUGGUGCCAGUGAAGAUUUCAAGGAGAUUCAUUUCAGCAAGGAGGACGGAAGAGGGGGGGAAAGGAGGAAAGCUGUGUUUCUUUGAUCUGAUUAUGUCAAAACUGUAAGAGAGCAGAGCAGACAGUCCCUUUUGUGUAAGGUCAAGCGGAGAUCCUUGCAAGGAUGGAGGCCUUGGCUUUCUGAAAUUCUGCCAGAAGCAAACUGGGACAAGGCUUGAAAAAGGAAAACCAGAGUCUUUUCUCCCCAAUGGAUCUGUGAGAUCCUGUUGCAUUGUACUCCACUGUAGGAAACGAACAUUCUUAAUUGAGUAGGAAAAGUACUGGAACAUUAAAAAAAACCUAAUGUGUUACAGCUUUCCAUUGAGAAAUUUUGUUGUUUAGUUGUGUCCAACUAGGCACUCCUGUCCACUAGGCACUCCUGUCUUCUACUGCCUCCUGCAGUUUGGUCAAACUCAUGUUGGUAGCUUCGAAAACACUAUCCAACCAUCUUGUCCUCUGUCGUCCCCUUCUCCUUCUACCCUCCAUCUUUCCCAUCAUCAGUGUCUUUUCCAGGGAGUCUUCUCUUCUCAUGAGGUGGCCAAAGUAUUGGAGCCUCAGCUUCAGGAUCUGUCCUUCCAGUGAGCACUCAGGGCUGAUUUCCUUAAGAAUGGAUAGGUUUGAUCUUCUUGCAGUCCAUGGGACUCUCAAGAGUCUCCUCCAGCACCAGAAUUCAAAAGCAUCAAUUCUUUGGCAAUCAGCCUUCUUUACGUUCCAGCUCUCACUUCCAUACAUCACUACUGGGAAAAAUUUCUCCAUUGAGAAAUAGGCAUCUGUUUAUUCUAGUUUAGAAGGGUGCAGGUUAAACCAGUGAAGAGUCUUCUUUGAGAAGGAAGAAUCUUCCUUGGAAGUUUUUAAGCAAAAGUUGGAUGGCCAUCUGUUGUGGAUGCUUUAGCUGAGAUUCCUGCAUUGCAGGAGGGUGGACUAGAUGGCUCUUGGGGUCUCUUCCAACUCUAUGGGUCUAUGACAUCUAUAAGACUUAACAGUCUUAUUGUGGCACAUGCCAUCCUGGGCCAGUGCCCACUUUGACAGUUGUAUGACGUGUUCUUAGUUGACGGGUUAAGUACAGUAUAUUCAUGAGUACUAAACAAAGCAGAGCAAAAGGUGGAGAAAAAUUAUUACAAGCCGGGAGGCCCAGCAAAGCAAUGAGGUGCAUGUGUCUUUUACUUUAUUGUGCAGGGCAUAAAUGAUAAGGAGAACUAGUCAAAAUGAAUAGAAGCCAAGUUGGUGCAGCCCACCAUCCAACCAGCGAUGAAUUUGCAAAGCCAGAUAAAUAUUGUGUGAACAAGUCUAGAUUGAGACAAUUGCUUCCUGCUCCCUGCAUUGAGCCUAAGUCUGAUAGUGCACAUGAAUUCCAACUUUGGAGCUUAGCUUCCUUAAAUACCCUUGUGUUGAAGCACAGCUGCUUUCAAGUCUGUUACAGCAUGUCAUAGAAUUGAGGAGUCGGAAAGGGCACCGCGGGUCAUCUAGUCCAAACCUCUGCAAUGCUGGAAUAUCAACACAUGGUCCCCCAUCCAAUUUGAAUCCAUACUGAACCCUGCUUAGCUCUGCAAAUGUGCUAGCAGUUUUAUUUCUGCGCCACUAGGUUUUUGAGCUUUGCCAUAUGUAAUACCUGAUUUUUGUCCAUUUAUUCUGUUGCACAAAGAUGUUCCUAUUUCAUCAAUAUGUGCAUUGCUGGCAACAAAGUGAUUGCACAGAGCUAUUUUUCACAAUGGAUCUCUGAAAUAUAGUCCACAUGUAUUUGAUUAUCCAAGUUCUAUGUUAGAGUCUGAAAACAUAAACCUUUUGGGGUGUUUAUGGGGUUUUUUUUGUGGGGGAGAGUUAUGUCUUAACAGGAUCCAACACUGCUAUAAUAAAUCAAGGUUUAGAAACUAUCACACCAGCAAUAGAUUUGCAUGCAUCAUAUCCUUUAUACGCUGCUACAGACUUGCUCUUUCCUUCAUAAAGAAGUAUCUCGGCAGAGGUUCAAGAAUUGCAGGUUUAUGGACACGAAAGUUCUUUAUUGUGUUACUAACUUUCUCCUACUUGUUAUUGUGAUGACUUCUGAGAUCCUUCAGUAAACAAACUUGGCUUGACUGUUCAUCCCUCCACCUAAGAAAUUGCAGAGGAGCCUAUAGGAUGUAUUCCCAUUUUAUCAUUGUAGUAGCUUUAUGAAGCAGAUUAGAUCAAGAGAUAGCAAGUUGCAUCUUGUUGCUUCUGAAGACAGGGUCUUUCAUAGAUGCAAUGACCGGCUGCGUCUGAAACGUACUUGGCCCAACAAAUGGUGAUGUCCAAAACCCAGCACUGCAAACCAUUGUUUGCAGGAACCAUGGGAAACUGUAGUUUAAACAACCAGAAAGUAUCCUCUCAAGGCAGGUGUGUGAGAGAAGGGGGAGCACCUCAGCUCAUGACUUGCUCCCAUUCCAACAAACCACAAUUAUUGAACUGGGGACAUUUGAAAUCUGUACCAGGCCAUUAUGUGAAUGAGACCACACUCUCUAUUGGACCAGGCAAAAAGUCUAUGAUCUAUGGGCACAUCAGCAGGAGGGGCUAUGGAUAUGCAGAAUGCAAAACCCCUCCUCUGUUCUUCUGACAUCACACCAUGAAAGAUAGCAAUAGCAAGGGUUGCACCAGUUGACAUACUGUACUUACUUUCAAUACUUACAAAUGGUGACCGAUGUCUCUUUAAAAGGGAGAAGAAAGGAAAGAUUCCUCCCCCAUGUGUGAGGCUGGCAGUGCUUUUGAUUGAAGUUUCUAUGCCACCCCCCUUCCAUCUAGGAUUGCUCUUUUAGUUACAUUGCAAAUCACUUUGAGAUGCCUAAUGGGAAAAGAUUAACAAAAGCUCUGGGAUAGCUCAGUUGGUAGAACGUGAGGCUUUUAAUCUCAAGGUUGUGGGUUCAAGCCCCAUGUUGGGCAAAAGAUUCCUGCAUUGCAGGGGGUUGGACUAGAUGAUCACAGAGGUCCCUUCCAACUCUACCAUUUUAUGAUUCUCUGAAAUAAAGAAGGAAUAUUUCUAGUCUUCAUCCAUAACAAAAACAUUUAUUUCCUGAUAAAGAUGAUCAACAAGAUGUUCUUCUAGGCUGCGUGUGAGCUUUGAGGCUCACUUCAUUAAUUUUGGUCUCAGCUUUGAGAUAUAAUGGGUUCAGGGGUGUUUGACAUUUCCAGCUGUUUCAGGAAAGCUGAACACUGUAUUUCAUUGAGCCUGACAAAACUCCAAAACAACAUUACACAUUUCUUGAUUACAAUUUUGAAAAGGUCAGGCUGGCUGUUGGCUGAUGACUUAUGCUCAAUCCAUAUCUGUAUACUUGUGUGAAAUACAGCAUUUCCACAGUAUUAAAAAUGUCUCUUGCAAAUUGAUUUAAAUAUUCACAGGCCCAGCCAGCUAAGAAAAUAUAUGAGGCUGUAACACACACACACACACACACACACACACCCCGAGAGACAUCUAGGGGACUUAUCAGAAUAACCCAUUCAUUAUUUGCUAGUUUGGUGUGUCAAAAAAGUUGACUACCACAAUUAGGCAAGCCUGCCUCAUAAUAUCCUGUUUGCCCUCUGUGUUACAAGCCCUUUGCCCCUUUCGUGGUUUGUAGAAUAUGUUAUGAUUUCUUCUUGUCGCCUUGCUUGCUGGAUACUCAAGCCUAAAAUAAAUAAUGAACACUUAUUAGCCUAUGUGGACAGGUUACCUCUAAGCAAUGGUUAAGAUAAACAGCGGAAGGGAGAGCAAAACGUGUCUGGCUGCCAACUUGCAAAGCAUCAUUUUAUUAUUUAGGAAGCCAGUGUUAAAAUCUGCAACUGGACCAAUGAGAAAACUAGACCAGGGAAAGCAAAGCUAGCACCAUGGGAAAGGAAAGGCUACAAUAAAGCUCACAACUGUUUUUAAUGCAAGAGAAAAGAAAAAAGAAAAGCAGUUGCACCCUUAUGUGGCUGUGGCAGUUAGAAGUACUUUAAGUAGAUACUAUUAUAGAUUCAUUAAGGACGCAGGUGGCACUGUAGUCUAAACCACAGAGCCUAAGGCUUGCUGAUCAGAAGGUCAGUGGUUCGAAUCCCCGCGAUGGGGUGAGCUCCCAUUGUUUGGUCCCAGCUCUUGUGCACCUAGCAGUUCGAAAGCACAUCAGAGUGCAAGUAGAUAAAUAGGUACCACUCUGGCGGGAAGGUAAACUGUGUUUCCGUGUGCUGUUCUGAUUUCGCCAGAUGCUGGCCACAUGACCCGGAAGCUGUCUGCGAACAAACGCCGGCUCCCUCGGCCUGUAGAGCGAGAUGAGCGCACAACCCCAGAGUUGUCCGUGACUGGACCUAACAGUCAGGGGUACCUUUACCUUUAUUAUAGAUCAAUUAGAAAUUAUAGUUAUUGAUCAUUAAUGGAGAUUUGAAGAACUGGAUAACUCAGUGAUUACCACUGGUUAUUUCAGAACUGGAGGUUGAUCAAGGCAAAAAUCACAACCAAAUUCUAUCACCUGUUUUUUAGAAACUGUUUUAAUACCGCAGAAGACACAUUUCUAUGUAGAACAAUGGUGACCUCCAGUGGCAGAAGCAGCUGACUGGUACUAGAAAUGAUAGUCUGCAACUGAUGACAACCUGUAUAAAAAUAUAACAAUGAAUAUUAAUAUGGCCUGUUACUAAAUUAAAUAAAUCACCCGUCAAUUAUUUAACACGCUUUUCAUUUGCAUAAAAUAUUCCUACAUAUAAAUGAACAAAUAUAAGAUUUAAGGGUUUGGAUAAGCGUGCCCAAAAUUAUAGUAGCCCCUUUCUCUUGUUCCUCUUAAGCGUUAAUUACAAUUAAGAAAAAUGAACGUGUAUGUAAGAUGUGAAAUAUUCCUAAAAUUCUAUGAUUGCGGUUUAAGUUAGCAUUGGAUUGGGAUAUAUCCUGAGCAACGCUCAGGAUAAUAUAAUAGUAGGUCCUUAAAAAAGCCAAAGUAAAAUGGCUUACCCUCUUUCUAUAAUAUGAAAGUGUAUGUAAGUUUUGGUUUUAAGGCCUGUUAAAUAUGGGCAUUUGGAACUGAUAUAAUCCUAAUGAUUUGGAAAGAUAGAUUAAAGCUAUUCAGACUUACAUUUUCCUCAAGGUCAUAGCCAGGGAGAGAGUAGACGAUUCCAUACAUUACUUUGAAUGUAGAGUCUCUGCUGCGUUGACAAAAUGAAACUCUCACUAAAGGAUUCCAAUCUUUUUUUUGUCAUCCUACCUUACUAUAGAGCUGUUUUCCUGAUGUUACACAUUUUGCCUAGCUUUCAUUAUUUUAGAUUGUACAAGCAGUCUGUCUACUGAAAUUGCCUCUUGUUUAACCAUGGAUGUUUUUGGGCUGUGAAAUAUUAUUUAAAUUGCUUUGGAAACAAAUCUGUUGCGCUAACAUUUGUACAAAUCCUUUUCAUAUAGAAAUGCCUCUUACGACAGACCUAGAUGUGGUAAAAUCCUGAUUACGCCAAACUCAAACCUUAUUCCCAUUAACUGUGAUAGGAUAGGAGCUCUAUCCCGUUCUGUGAUUUCUGUGCCAGCAAAUAAUUGCUUAGAGUUGGCCUUCUAUUCCAGUAACCCAUUUUCAUGAAGCAGAACAAUGCUUUGUGCAUGUACAUAUCAUGCCUUUCUUCUGGGUAACACUAUUCUGUUUUCUUUGCAUAUUUGCAGGUCUUGGGGUUGUUGGUAUGGACGCUGAUUGCUGGAACAGAAUAUUUCCUAUAUCCUGUCUUCGGCUGGGUAAUGUUUGUAGCUGUGUUUUACUGGGUCCUUACGCUGUUCUUCCUAAUCAUCUACAUGACAAUGACGUACACUCGGAUCCCCCAAGUGCCAUGGACCACUGUAGUGAGUAUCAGCUUUCAUCUAAUUCGGAACACGGGAAUGUCAUGAUAACAGCAUAUCCUUGUGCAUUUAGGAAAUUCCUGUGGAUGCCCCAAGCUCCCCACCCUCAAAAGAACCUUCCAUUCAUUUCAUUGGAGGGGCUAUUGUUACAGAAUACUGAGGACCACGCAGGGUUUUCUCCUCAACCUCUCAAUCUUGACCUCUUUCUUUUAAAAAGUCCAAAAGCCAGAAAGAGUCAAUAUUUCUGCCACUGCGACAGGUGCUUGAGCCCCUAUACAAAUGUCGAAGUUCUCUUUAUACAAGAAUCCCUUCAAUUUUUCAGUAUUGGACCGUAAUAAUCAUCAUCAUCAUCAUCACCAUCAUCUUUUAUUUGUAUCCCGGCCGAGACCGGUCUCAGGGCGGCUAACAUCAAAUAUAAACAUUGAUAUAAAAUCAAACAAUACUCAAAUCACCUCAUAAAAACAAGUCAGGAUAAAAUUAAAAUCUGAAUUACCGUAUUUUUCGCCCUAUAGUACCCACUUUUCCCCCUCCAAAAAUGAAGGGGAAAUGUGUGUGCGUCCUAUGGGGCGAAUGCAGGUUUUCGCUGAAGCUCUCUGCAAGCCUUGGGAGCCCGCGGGAGUUCCUGUCGGGCUCCCAAGGCUUGUGGAUAGCAGCCUGCAUCCCGAAGCCUGGGGCGCACUGCACAGCGCGCCCUGGGCUUCGUACAGAUAUUGGGCAGCCCCACAAGCUCGGGGCUCAUGUGUCUCAAAAACCCUCUUGAUUUCAAGCCACUUCAAAGGGGAAGAAGCCUGAGUCAUCCUUGUGUGGAUGGAAUAUUAAUCUCUGACUGAAGCAUGAAGAAGAAGGGGCAGGAGGGUUAACCCAUGGACAGCCAGUUCUAACUGCAAAGUCUUCCUUGAGUUCUUGGAAGAGUGCAGUAGAAGGGAUGAGCCCUUUGUCUUUAAAGCCCUAUGCGGCCUAGGACGCACAUACCUAUGGGACCGCCUUUCCUGGUAUGCCCCGCAGAGGACCUUAAGGUCCACAAAUGACAACACUUUGGAGGUCCCAAGUCGCAAGGUGGUUAGAUUGGUCUCAACUAGGGCCAGGGCCUUUUCAGUACUGGCCCCGACUUGGUGGAAUGCUCUGUCACAAAAGACUAGGGCCCUGUGGGACUUGACAUCUUUUCGCAGCGCCUGAAAGACAGCUGUUCCGCCUGGCCUUUGGUUUGGACUCAGUCUGACCCUUAUGUUUCCCUCCUCUUAUGGUUUUGAUCUAUGGGCUACUUUUAAAAUGAGGCUGCAUUUUAAAUUGCAUUUUAACCUGUACAGUGGACACUCGGGUUGCGAAUGUGAUCCGUGUGGGAUGCACCUUCGCAACCCGCAGCAGCGCAUCUGUGCAUGCGCGGGUUGCCAUUCAGCGCUUCUGCGCAUGUGCAAAGCUUGAUUUAGUUCUUCUGCGCAUGCAUGACUACCGAAACCUGGAAGUAACCCGUUCCUGUACUUCUGGGUUUCGGCGGUCCGUAACCCAAAAAAAACCGCAACCUGAAGCUUCUGUAACCUGAGGUAUGACUGUGUUUUAAAUUGGGUUUUUUUCCUAUUGUGUUUUUACUGUAAUUUUACUGGUGUUAGCCGCCCUGAGCCCAGCUCUGGCCGGGGAGGGCAGGGUAUAAAUAAAAUGUAUUAUUAUUACGCCUAUGAAUUCAAGUGAUGAACAGCUGACGUACAAAAUCAAACACAAAGCAUACCAGAGAGAGGCUGCUUGAGAGUGGGAGCUCUGACGUCCUUGAAAGAAUGGAUACGGUUGUGUUCAGUUGGCCACACUUGAGAAAUCCAGCCAGCACACAGUGGCGUAUGUGUAAAACUGCCGCUCUUACCUAAGUGAACAGGAAAGCCAGUGUGAAUUACAAACAUUUGAUUUUUCUGGAAUGUACAGUAAUAAGUUGUUCCCAUCACACUUACUUUAAGGAGGAGGAGUGUGACAUUCUUCCUUGUCCAUUCUCCUUGCAGAACAUUCUUUGUUACUCUUAGGCCUUGCGGACCUUCAUUGAAGGUUUAAAACCUUCACUGGUAAGUUUUUAAGCAGAGGUUGGAAGGCCUUCUGCAUUGCGGGGGAUUGGACUAGAUCAGGCAUAGGCAAACUCGGCCCUCCAGAUGUUUUGGGGCUACAACUCCCAUCAUCCCUAGCUAACAGGACCAGUGGUCAGGGAUGAUGGGAGUUGUAGUCCCAAAACAUCUGGACUAGAUGAUCCUCGGGGUCUCUUUCCAACUCUACAAUUCUAUGAUUCUGUGAAAUGUGUGUCCAGAAACUGGAGCAUGAGAAGCAUGUGGAAGCACCCCAGUCUUGUGAACCAACGAAUUGGGAUUUCUGCUUAUUGGUGCAUCUGCAGGCAGAAUGCUCCACAGCUUGCUAAUGGGGAGUCUUUUUCCUGGAGCUCUUCAUUUCAAGCAGCAGACUUGGAGCCUUUUCCCGCCAACUCACUUAAUCCUGAGAAAAUGGGCAGUAUUCCUUGAGAUGUCCCAUUAAGGCGCUUUGAGGAGCAUCAAAAAGAAGUUAAGUCUUUCAUAAUGCGGUACAGUCAUACCUCGGGUUGAAUGUGCUUCGGGAUGAGCGUGUUCAAGUUGCGCUCCGCAGCAACCCGGAAGUAACCGAGCACGUUACUUCCGGGUUUCGCCGCUUGCGCAUGCGCAGACGCUCAAAAUGACAUCACGUGCAUGCGCAGAAGCGGCGAAAAGUAGCGUGUGCGUGCGCAGACGUGCCGACGCUGGUUACGUUUGCUUCUAGAUGCCGUUCGCAUCUAGAGGUACCACUGUACUUGCUUUUCCACCCAAAAAAAUAAUGCAGAACUGGAGCAUUAACCAGCGACACCACCCAAGGUAUUGGGGGGGUCAAAUAGGUCCUUCCUAACACCGGUUGUUACUGACCCAAAUUUUGAAGACAGUGCAUUAGUUGGCAGACUUAAAACAACGAUGAUUGUAUGGAAUUGUUCCUGGGGCACAGAUCUUUUGACUACAGUUGUUGUAAAAGCAGAAGCUUCAGCUAGAUGUCAGCAAACCUAGAUGAGUUUUCAGUAGAGAAGUCCGGCAAUAACAUCAAGUCUAGGAUUGUGGCCACAGGAGUAAGCUCUCAUCUCUUGUUAUUCACAUUGCUUCCGGUUGAUUAGGAAGCAUCUAUGGAACACUGUACAUGGGGGAAAACCCUACCCUUUUGUCUUUCUUUGUCCUCCCUACAGGGACUGUGUUUUAACGGGAGUGCCUUUCUUUUGUACUUCAUUGCUGCCAUCGUAGACGCAUGUGCCGUCACCAAGGAACUGGACAGCCACAACUACAACAGCUGGGCAGCUUCUUCAGUAAGUUAAUUUUUAAUCUUUGAAUCAUGAAUAGUACUCGAAAUAUGGAAGUGGGUGGAGGAAGUUGUUUAUGUGUUCCAACAAAUAUUCAGGAACGAGGUAUUAAAUUGGUGCAGGUUGAAAGAGGGGUAAUCUAGAUACGUAAUUAUUGUUGAGACCAUAUUAAGAGACUGGCGCAGCAUCUUCCUUAUUUUUAUUUCUUUCUUUCUUCCACACGAGAUUUCAAAACCUCAUGGGUUUAUUAAAACACACUUUUAUUCACCCCUGAAGACAUCCCCUACAUUGUCUCCCAAGACAGACAGGUGCCAAUUUUCUUGCUACAUCCAAAGAGGGAAAUUGUGGUUUAAGCUCUGCUUACAAACCAGGAUAUGAAACCAAGAGGUUUCAUUAAACUGAGACCAUUAAAGCAGUGAAGGAUGCUGAACUACCAGCACAUUUUAACCACAUGUGAACUGAAACCAAAAGAAUUCCUUCCAUGGCAAGCUGAACAGAACAGGGGUGCUCAAGACAGAGUCCCGAAGGACAAUAAAACAAUGAGUGGUUAUUUUAAAACCCUUUUGUUGUACCCCAUGAAUGAUCUGGGAAUACAAAUAAAUCUGCGAAAUGGUUUUUACUAUUUCCUAACAGCUGUUUUCUUUUUCCCCACAGUUCUUUGCAUUCGUUGUAACUUCCUGCUACGGUGGAAAUGCCUACUUUAGUUUUGUAUCUUGGAGAUCGCGGAACUUGCAAUAAAUGUCCUCUUUAAGUUAAGAAAAAACACAUUUGGGUAUAAUGCAUCGUUUUUAAAUUAUCAGUUCCUGCAGUGGUUUUUCUUAAUGCUCAGGCAGAGCAUUUUACUCAAGAGAACUUCAAUGGCUCAUGGCUCACAGUAUGGCCAAACCAUAGUUGACUGUCAGGAGGAUGCUGUGGAUUUUCAUGCCUCUUCCUGUCUCUCCCUCAUACAAGCUAAUUCCAUCUUCUUACUUCCUGAUUUGUGGUAACCAUUGUUUCCUGUGACUUCCAAAUUGCAGGAUACCAUAAAUGAAGAAACUGAUUAUGGGAUUAGCAUGAGGGAUGGUGAGAAGAAAGCAUGGAAGCUCAUAGCAUGUUCCCGAUGGCCAAACCCACGGUAUGGCUACGAUACCUAAACUCAACCAGUUAUCAUGUUAGCAUCUAAUACUGAACCAAGAUGAAGUACAAUGCACUCUCCCUUUCUCCUGUGCGAGUUGGAGAAAGACAUCAGAAAGUUUUACUUAAUUUUCUUUAAGCAAGGCUUAUAGCAUCUGGAUUAGGGUUUACGCUAGAACAGUAACUCUGGCCAGUUUCAGAACAAGCAAACUUCAAACCAUGGUUUAUGAAGCUGUCUUGUUUAAACUAACCAUAGUUGAUAUAAACUACAAACCCCAAUUUAAGUGUGAUGUGACAAGCUGUGUUUGAGGGGAAACUAAAGCAGAGGUUUCUGAAGUCAUCCUGGCCAUGCAGGAGGAGAUGAGAACAUGUGAGGCCAAGGGGAGUCUGUGAUCCGGAAACCAAGCCUUAUGAAGAACGGUUGAAGGAAUUUGGUAUGUUUAGCCUAGUAAAGUACUGAGAGGAGUUAUGAUAGCCAUCUUCGAAUAGGGCUGUCACAGGGAAGAUGUAGCAAGCUUGUUUUCUCCUGCUCUGGAGGCUAGGCCCCGAACCAAUGGCUUCAAGUUACAAGAAAGGAGAUUCCGACUAAACAUCAGGAAUAACUUUCUGACAGUAAGAGCUGUUUGACAGUGGAACAGACUCCCUCAAGACUCUCCUUCUUUGGAAGUUUUGAAGCAGAGGUUGGGUGGCUUAUCUGUCAUUCAUGAACUAGCUGAGAUUCCUGCAUCACUCUUGGGAUCUCUUCCAACUCUACAAUUCUAUUAUUCUAGUGUGAACCAGACUAAUGAGUUUGAUGGUGCCUACUUCCAAGUAAAUAUGCAUAAAGCCCUAAAUGGCCUUAGCCCCGUAUAGCUGAAGGAGUGUUUCCACCUCCAUCGUCCAGCCUGAGGUUCAGCUCCGACGGCCUUUGGGCGCUUCUCUCACUGUGAGACAGGGAACUGGGCAGAGGGCCUUCUUGGUAGUGGCGCCCAUCCUCUGGAACACCCUCUGAUCAGAUGUCAAACAAAUGAACAACUAAAAAAUUGUCCUGUAGCACCUUAGAGACCAACUAAGUUCAUUCUGGGUACAGUAUAAGCGUUUGUGUGCAUGCACACCACUUCAGAUACACUGAAACAGAAGUCCAGUGUUUCAGUGUAUCUGAAGUCCUUCUGUUUCAGUGUAUCUGAAGAAGGGUGCAUGCACAUGAAAGCUUAUACCCAGAACAAACUUAGUUGGUCUCUAAGGUGCUACUGGACAAUUUUUUAUUUAUUUCGACUGCAUCAGACCAACAUGGCUACCUACCCGAAAUGAAUAAAUAUUUGACUUUUAGAAGACACCCGAAGGCAGCCCUGUUCUGGGAAGUUCUUAAUGGUUGAUGUUUUGUAGUUCUUUUAAUAUUUUGUUGAGAGCCACCCAGAGUGGAUAGGACAGUCAGAUGGACAGCAUAUAAAUAAUAAAAUUAUUAUUAUUAUUAUUAUUAUUAGAAAGAAGCCUUAGUUAGAUUUGAUGGAAAAUAUAAGGGAUUAAGACUGGAAACCUCCACCACCACCCCUUAUGCUGGACUGGGGAGGAUUUGUAGGGAGUGAAGACAUUUCUCUCUCGCCUCUGCCGGUUCAUCUCAUCUCCUGCUGACUGAUGCCAGUGGGGUGGUGUUUCUGCUAUUCUGCCAGCACAGACCUCCCUCUUCUGCACAUUGAAAGUACAGUGGUGCCUCGCAAGACGAAAUUAAUCCGUUCCGCGAGAGUCUUCGUCUAGCGGUUUUUUCGUCUUGCGAAGCAACCCUAUUAGCGGCUUAACGGAUUAGCGCUAUUAGCAGUUUAGCGGCUAUUAAAGGCUUAAAGGCUUAGGGGAUUAGCUGCUAAAGGCUAUUAAAGGCUAUUAAAGGCUUAGCAGAUUAGAUAAAGGGGGGGAAAAGCGAAAAAAAAAUCUCUAGACUCGCAAGACAUUUUCGUCUUGCGAAGCAAGCCCAUAGGGGAAUUCGUCCUGCGAAGCAACUCCAAAACGGAAAACCCUUUCGUCUAGCGGGUUUUCCGUCUUGCGAGGCAUUCGUCUUGCGGGGCACCACUGUAUUCCACCCACUGGUUUCUCAUCAUUCUGGAAGAAAGCUCUGAAUAGGGUGUUUCAAGGAUAGGACUGAGCCAGCUUGGAAUCUUACCCCAGUGGCGUAGCGUGGGUUGUCAGCACCUGGGGCAAGGCAAGUAAUUUGCACCCCCUAACCCGUGGAUUUGCACCCCCUAACCCUAACCCCCAGAUGUUGCGCACGGUGCGGCCGGGCCCCCCUGCACCCCCCACGCUACGCCACUGUCUUAGCCUGUGCUGGCCAGUCAUGGGUGUGAUCUGGGCCCAGUUCCUGCACCAGCCUAAAGCCCUAUCUUCCUGUCCCCACACCAAUGCCUCUGUGAAUGUGUCUCAUUUUUAGCAAGGAGCAAUAGUGUCCUCUGCCUAAUUAAGAAGUAUUGUGAAUAUUUUACAUCAAUUAAUGUGUUUCAGAAGGCAGUGUAUGUAUUCUGUUGUAGCGAAAUGUGCCUCCCUUUAUUUUUUUACUUUGUACAUAUAACUGUAACAGUCCGAUUCUAUAUAUAAUGACUCAGAUACACAUAGGACUGCAGCUUUUAGAAUAGGUGAUGAGAUAUAUAUUAGAAUAAUUUAUAAUAUUUUUAUACAUGUUUACUUUCUGUGUUUAGGAAAACUUUCCUGCUUAAAUGCUACUGUACACAGUCUUGAAGAUUUAGAGGUAUAAAUGAGAUUCUCCUUGGAGCGCUAAUGUUUUCUAAAUUGGCCUGGAAGAAAAUAUUCAGCCUCUGGUUAUUGUAACAAGACACAAUCUGGCAAUUGCUUACAAGAGUUAACCAUCUAAUGGUGCCAAAGGCCAAAGUUAAUGAACUAAUCUGAAGCUGCUGCAGUGUAAACAUAUGACUAGAAUGGGAAAUCUACAAGACUGUAGAGUAGAUCCUUUUCAAAUUAAUAUGGGUAGGCCAAUCAGCUUUCAUUGCUGGUAGAUUGUUAGAAGCAGUGGGAACAUUAUAAAUUCACAGCUCAAUUUUAUAUGUGUCUACUCAGAAGUAAGUCCAACUGAGUUCAAUGCGACUUAUUCCCAAGGAAGAUGUGUCUAGGAUUGCAGCCUUAAAGAAAUUACUUUCCAAGUAACUGGCUCAUAUUGGGUGGCUUAUGUGGAAGAAACCGAAAAACAUCCUCUGGAAGUUCACAUUUUGUACAUUCUGAUCUCAGACAUAAGUUCUUUUUCAUUUGAUUGCUGACAAACAAGUUCUUCCUUGAUUAUGGAUUUGUCCAAUAGCAAUAUCGGUGCUAUGAUAUUACAGCAGAAUCUAUGUUGGAGAUGAUUCGAUUAUUUUUUUUUAUCUUUCAAUCUGCGUAUUACAAUUACCAAGCUAUUUUUUAUAUAUAUAAAAAGCAAACCAUUUCCAAUCUGUGUGGUGCCAUGAUCUUCUCCUCCUCCUUCGUUGCACAUUUUGUAAAGUAUUGGAUUUGUAUUCCCUCGAACCAUUUCAAUGUACAUAAAAACGAAAGUGUUUUUUAAAAAAAAA